Molecule: messenger RNA, 1482 nt
Organism: Zingiber officinale
Lineage: Eukaryota; Viridiplantae; Streptophyta; Magnoliopsida; Zingiberales; Zingiberaceae
Exons: 3
Coding region: 376-1392 (338 amino acids)
Biological process (GO): regulation of defense response to fungus
Source: RefSeq, a predicted model, not a curated record
CGGAGUGUAAUUGUCAACGCGGGUAGAGAGAACAAGUUUCCCGUAGUUUUUCUUUCAGAGAGGAAGCGUGGACUGCAAAUCUUCUCCAAAGUCUUCCUCCAUGCCUCCAUGCCUCUCUUCUCUCUCUCUCCCGGCACUUUUUUCUCCCCCAAAGAGGGGUGAGAGAGACGUCUAUCAACAAUUCAACCUCCUGCCGUAGCCAACUUGCCGUGAGGAAAUAGCAGUCUCCGUCCCGCAGAGAAAGAGGAUUUUGAGUAUCCCCACAAAAUUCAGGCCAACUUUCCGUCAGCUUGCUGUUUUCCUACUUUCAGAGGAUGGCCUGAGGUUUGUUCAUCUCGAAGGAACCACCACCAUCGCGUGCGUCGCUGAAAAACCAUGGCCAGGCUCGUCAGAUGCCCCAAAUGCCAGAAGCUUCUCGUGGAGUAUCCCAACGUCUCUGUCUUCCAGUGCGGUGGGUGCGGCAUCACCCUCCGCACGAAGGAUCAUCAUGUUGCUUCAACAGAAGCGAAUUUGACUGCUGAACCUUCUCAAAUCAACCAACCUGAGAGUCAUUCAGACCGCGGUUUCUCAGAUUCUGAGUCAAUCUCAGGCCCUCUGACCUCCUCCAACAAAGAGCAGCAAGUUGACUCUGUGGAAGUUGUCGGCAGGGUUGAGGAUGAAUCUGUCAAGCUAACCGGAAGCUCCCUCGCAUACUACGAUGGCAACGUCUCUUCUUCAGAUGAGGCACGCAGUGUACGGACGUUGGGGAAAUCUCGAAGGACUGUGAGGGCUGCUUCGAACACUGAUCUGAAGCUGCAUUCUGGUUCUGUUCGGUCUACUUUGCCUGAUCGUGCGUCGUCAUCUAAAGGCUCGUCUUUUGACUCCGACGAGUUCCAUUCUGCGGCAGAGUUAUUGGCAUUGUCCAAAGGCUCAUUCAGCGGCGAGAUGAAUGAGAAAGUGGCGAUCUUGAGGGAGAUUGACCGAGUGAGAGAGCAACUUGCAAGGAUUUGUGUUCCUAGCGAAGGGAGACAGGGGCAGGCCACCAUCCACAGAUGGCAGAGGAAGCAAAUGCACCACUGUCGACCCGUCUCAGGGGCUGCUCCUUUUGUCAUUUGCGCCCACUGCAACAAGUUGCUCCAACUUCCGGCGGAGGAUUUCCUCGCGCCGAGGAGAAGAUCGUGCAAGUUAAAGUGCGCCGGCUGCGAUGCGGUUCUUGAUCUUGCAUUUCCCGCGAAAGUUCAGAGUUUUACAGAGGUUGAUCUUUUGCAUGAAGACGAUGAGAAUGACAAAGGAUAUGCGAAGAUGGAAUCGACUGGGAAAAGAGGAAGUAGCUCUGCGUAUCGUGGAGAUUUCAGACCUGGAAUUCCUCGCCCUCCGGUGAUGGAUGAACAAGUAUUAGCUGAAGAAGUGUGAAAAACUUUUCAUACAGCUGAUGGCAAAGUAAAUGGAUUAUUUGAUUAUUUGAGUUGAUUAUCAAUUGCAUUUGCCUCUUCUUCUUCAUCA